AUGGUGUCUGGAAAUGACCCGAUGGAGCCUUUCUUCAAUUCAAUUCAAUUGGUGAGGGACGCUUUUACGCCCUUCGAGCUGGGAAUCCGAAAAGCUGCUAGAGAUCUUGAAAACUGCUGGGGGAGCGGCGGUUGGAAUAAUGACAAGGGUUUUAUGCACGAAUUGAGUUGCGGGGAAGGUGGGAAUGGUGUUCACAGCAACGCACAUAUCCUUGCCGUGGAGAAGAAGAGUGCCUGUAAUGGUGGUUGUGGUGGUAUGGCUGAAGAGAGGAAGAAAGGUUUAUCCAUCAGAGUUCCUGUUAGAGCUUUGCUGGGGUUGUUUUCCCCUAAUUUGGAGCAAGAGCGUAAGCGUAAUGGUGGCAACAAGGCCAAGGUGUCAAAGAAGGGGAGCAAAGAGAAGGGGGAGGGGAACUUAGAUGACUCUUGUACAAACUGUUUGAAGUUUGCUGUCACUUGGUCCGUGUUGGUCAAUGGAUUUGUUCAAGCGCUCCCUGGUCCUUUCAAGAACAGCAAGAAAAGGGUGGUUGAAGUGGCUGAUGAUGACAAGGUUAAUCUGCAGCUGUGCAACCAAGGGUCCAAUCCCAUCGAGGAUGGACUGAAGCAAAGAGAGUCAAACGGUCAGUAUGUAAAAGUUCUUCACAACCAGAACUGGAAUGGGAAUGGGAAAGAGGGGAAACAUGUAUCGGUUGAAUGUCUUAUAGGUUUUCUGUUUGAUCAUCUAGUUCAUAAUCUACAGAAACUGGAUCAGAGUUUGCAGGAGAAUGAGAAUAAGUCUUGCGAUUGCGAGUGUUCAAACCGACCUCCGGUAACCUCUCAUUUUGACCACCUGAAAGCUUUCAUGAGCAUUUGGGAAGCUCGCAGGAUAGAGGUGAAUGGUUUUUUGGGCAACUUAAGCUUUGCAAGAGUUGGUAGUGUUCCACCGACUAUCGUUGGGGUGUCUUCUUCAGUGAACGAAGAAGGCGAUGAUGGUGCCAAUGCUGGCAGUACCAAAGAGACCGGGAGUGGUUUACCUCAGAAGCUGCUGGCAGGUGGUUUACUCAGUAUUCCCUUGUCCAAUGUGGAACGUUUGAGAUCAACCUUAUCUACCGUCUCAUUGACAGAGUUAAUGGAGCUUGUCCCACAACUGGGAAGGGCUUCCAAAGAUCAUCCUGACAAGAAAAAAUUGUUCUCUGUACAGGAUUUUUUCAGAUACACAGAGUCUGAAGGAAGGAGAUUCUUUGAGGAAUUGGAUAGAGAUAGUGAUGGUCAAGUGACUCUGGAAGAUCUUGAAAUGGCUAUGAGAAAGAGGAAGUUACCCAGAAAUUAUGCUAGAGACUUCAUGCGCCGUGCUAGAAGUCAUUUAUUUUCAAAAUCUUUUGGUUGGAAGCAGUUUCUGUCACUGAUGGAACAGAGGGAACCAACUAUUCUUCGUGCCUAUACUUCUCUUUGUUUGAGCAAGUCUGGUACCCUAAAAAGGAGCGAAAUUCUGGCUUCGCUUGAAAAUGCUGGACUUCCAGCUAAUGAGGAGAAUGCUAUGGCUAUGAUGCGAUUCCUGAAGGAAGAUGCAGAAGAAUCAAUCUCUUAUGGGCAUUUUAGGAAUUUUAUGCUUUUGUUGCCUUCUGAUCGUCUUCAAGAUGAUCCCAGGAGCAUAUGGUUUGAAGCUGCAACUGUUGUUGCUGUUGCUCCGCCUGUGGAAAUACCGGCUGGAAGUGUUUUACGGUCUGCGUUGGCUGGGGGUCUCUCGUGUGCACUUUCCACAUCUCUGAUGCAUCCUGUUGAUACUGUAAAGACUCGUGUGCAAGCUUCAACUUUGACAUUUCCGGAAAUCAUUUCAAAGCUUCCACAAGUUGGAGUCCAAGGAUUAUACCGGGGUUCUAUACCUGCAAUUGUGGGACAGUUCUCCAGCCAUGGCCUGCGGACGGGGAUAUAUGAAGUUAGUAAACUUGUGCUGAUCAAUGUUGCCCCCACUCUCCCAGACAUCCAGGUGCAAUCGAUAUCAUCAUUUUGUAGCACAUUUUUGGGGACGGCAGUGAGAAUUCCCUGUGAGGUGUUGAAGCAGCGUUUGCAGGCUGGUCUUUUUGACAACGUGGGAGAAGCAAUUGUGGGUACUUGGCAACAAGAUGGUCUAAAGGGUUUCUUUCGUGGUACCGGGGCUACCCUUUGCCGUGAAAUCCCAUUCUAUGUGGUUGGCAUGGCCCUUUACGAAGAAUCCAAAAAGGUUGCUCAACAAAUGCUGAGGCGAGAGCUGGAACCUUGGGAGACAAUCACCGUUGGAGCUUUAUCUGGUGGACUGACUGCUGUGUUAACGACCCCUUUUGACGUGAUGAAGACAAGAAUGAUGACGGCCCCUCGAGGAAGACAACUACCAAUGUCAAUGGUAGCCUACUCUAUACUCCGCCGUGAGGGCCCCCUUGGGCUAUUCAAGGGAGCAGUGCCAAGGUUUUUCUGGAUCGCUCCCCUGGGUGCCAUGAACUUUGCUGGCUAUGAGCUGGCAAGGAAGGCCAUGACCAAAAGCGAGGAACCAGCAGCAAGCGAGGAUCUGUCUCAGAAGAAGUUGACCAGUGCCGGCUAG
Linum trigynum is the source of this 2550-nucleotide messenger RNA. The record is from the annotation of a GenBank genome assembly. NCBI's taxonomy places the organism in Eukaryota, Viridiplantae, Streptophyta, Magnoliopsida, Malpighiales, Linaceae.